GAGACCCUGCUCCUCCAUUUCCAUGCUUUCUGCUGCUGAGAGAGUCACCUAACAUGAGUCUCAAUUUCAUCUCCUAUGAAAUGUCUGUGGUUACAAAAGGUGGCGUUGAAUGGUGGGGAAGGAAGGGCUGUGGUUUAGGAAGUGCCAUGCAUUUCCUCCAGCACUGUAAGAUGGUUCAGUGUGGAGGCGAGUGUGCAACAGAUGAUCGCCUACCAACUCCGAUCUGUGAGGGGUGAAGGCAUAUAGUAAAUGCACUCGGAUGCUGAUAAGCACUGCAGAACUAGAGGAAAUCCUCAAAGAUUGCUCCUCAAGAUCCCUGAGUUUCAGGUCAUCUGGGCCACAUGGGGCAAAAUGAUAAAGAUACUUCAUUCUAAGAUUGGAUUGAGAGCCUGAAGAUGGGACUGAAGAACAAUUUGAGAAGAUAAUUACAUUGUGCAGCAUCACCUCCCUGUCCUUUUCUUAGCCCAGUAGCCUUGCUAGGCUAAACCACCAAGAAGAAUUGGGGCUGGUUGGUUUGAGAGUGUCUUACAGGAUAUCCACAACAAGACUUCUCUGAGAUGUGUAAUGAAGAUCAUACUGAAAUAUGAAGUCCAUAUUUAGAUGGGCAUUAUUAUUAAACAGCUGGUGGAGUACUAUAAAUCUACACAAUGGGCUUCGAUCUGCCAUCUGGUCAUUCCUAAGCACAGGUGUGCAUAAGGCUUUCCCUCAUCAGGCUGACGAUGGCUCGCUUCACACAUACCACUCAAGACUUCUGUGCAGUAUAAAAUAGAAGAUCAAAAGCAGGGUUGACUCUUUUCUGAAAAAGUUUGGUAAGGCCAGGCAUUUGAACACUGAGUCACAUGCACCAGAACCAGGCACAUGGAGGACAGCUGACUCCACAGAACCAGGGACUUGGACUUUAAAUGAGCUUUGCCUGCAUGGAGAUAGCCUGCCAGUCUCCUAUCCAACCGUUUUGCAAUGGAACGAAUAUGGUUGCUGUUGCUUCUAGCAAUUGGAGUGCUUCUGGGGUCUGCUCAGUUUAAUGGCUACAACUGUGAUGCCAACCUCCACAGCAGAUUUCCUGCUGAAAGAGACAUCAAUGUCUACUGUGGGGUGCAAACCAUUACAAUGAAGAUUAAUUUUUGCACUGUACUUUUCUCGGGUUAUUCUGAAACUGAUCUGGCCCUGAAUGGAAGGCAUGGGGACUCCCACUGCAGGGGCUUCAUCAACAACAACACCUUUCCUGCAGUCGUCAUUUUCAUCAUCAAUCUUAGCACCUUGGAGGGCUGUGGAAACAGCUUAGUGGUAUCCACAAUUCCAGGAGUCAGUGCUUAUGGAAAUGCAACUUCUGUCCAAAUAGGAAAUAUUUCGGGAUACAUUGAUACUCCAGACCCACCAACAAUCAUCAGCUAUCUACCUGGGCUUCUUUACAAAUUUAGUUGUAGUUACCCACUGGAGUACCUGGUUAAUAAUACCCAGCUUGCCUCGUCCUCAGCUGCUAUUUCUGUGAGAGAGAACAAUGGUACGUUUGUCAGCACUUUGAACCUGCUCCUUUAUAAUGAUUCAACCUACAGCCAGCAGUUAAUUAUCCCAAGUAUAGGAUUACCUUUGAAAACCAAAGUAUUUGCAGCUGUACAAGCCACUAAUCUGGAUGGCAGAUGGAAUGUCUUAAUGGAUUAUUGCUACACAACACCAUCAGGGAACCCAAAUGAUGAUAUUCGAUAUGAUCUCUUCCUUAGCUGUGACAAAGAUCCUCAGACCACCGUCAUUGAAAAUGGCAGAAGCCAGCAGGGCCGAUUUUCCUUUGAAGUGUUCCGAUUUGUGAAACACAAGAAUCAGAAAAUGUCUACCGUCUUCCUGCACUGUGUUACCAAGCUCUGCAGAGCUGAUGACUGCCCCUUCCUUAUGCCUACUUGCGGCCACAGAGAAAGAAGAGAUGCGGGGAGGAGGACCACUUGGAGCCCCCAGAGCACGUCUGGAAGCGCCGUCCUCUCUGCUGGUCCCAUCAUUACUCGGAGUGAUGAGACUCCAACCAACAAUUCGCAGCUUGGUUCUCCAAGUGACCCUCCUUUCCAGCUGAACACCGUUACCAGUGCACUGAUAUCAGGAAUGGUCAUUCUGGGAGUCAUGAGCUUUUCCCUUCUCUUGUGCUCACUGGCCCUUCUACACAGAAAGGCACCCACCAAUUUAGUGUUGAAUGGCAUAAGAAACCCAGUCUUUGACUGACUGUAACAGGUCCCUCCUUUUGGGAAAAGGAUUCACUGACCAUACCAUGGGUGACUUGUCAGUGUUUCAUCCAUUGAAUGCCAGCCAGCAUUUGGUAUUUAUAGGUUUGAUAGAUUUCACAGUGUAGCUCAUUAGCAUGAUGAUAGUGAGAGAAUUUUGAUGGUAUUGUUCUUGUCAUUUAUGUAUGUGGUCAGCCCUAUUUGUUUGGCACCAAUGGGUAUAAUGACAAUAAGCAAACAAUAUUCAGGACUUAGAUCUUACAGGAUCAGUCACAUUUCAUUUUAUUUCAAUUUUCUUUUGAUUUUUGGUUGUUACAGAGAUAAAAGGUGGGCGUAGAAAAAAAUACAUUUGUUGCAUUCCCCCCCUCCCCGUAAGUGUUAAAACCUGAUGUAAUAGCAUUUAGAGUUGUAUAUGUGGUCCUAAAAUGAAAGUCACUCUUUUGUUUUAUUCCAGAUAAUUCCAGCUUGGGGAUAUGUUUUAAUUGGACUGGCCAAUUUGGACACUUGAGAUUUAAUUACUUAUUCUAUGACCUGUGUUUUUGGCUGAUUUCCAUGUCUGAUGACAUUCAUUAAAAAACAAAACAAAACAAAACAACAAACUCUUGGGAAAUGUAUCUUAACCUGGACCAUCUACUUGUGUAGCAAAUAGUAAAAAUAGUCAUUAACCUCUGAAAGAUACUAAGUGACCCUAGAUCAUUAUUCAUUUGUAUAGGAGUGACUAUGAUCAGUUUUCUCCUGGUUCAAGUGAGAACAUUAGCACAUGUUGACUCUCCUCCCAGGUAAACCGCUCAGCUGCUUUUGCGAAAGCAAAAGCACUACUAUUUCUAGUAGUGAGGCAACUGCAAAGGUCUUUCUUCUUUCAAGAGCCAUUACAUAGGAGAACAAACCAUAGUUGUGGGAGAGGACACUGUCCCCACACAUACGUGUAGUGUUCCCAUAGGGGUUUUUAACAACCUAGUUUCCCUUUUUUUCCUAUGACAAAGAGGAAACAGGCUAAGUGUGUUUUGCAGAACGUUGUUGCUGUCUCUAUGAAAAAAUGUCCUUUUCUUACAAAUUUUUGAUGCUGGCUAAACAAAGAAUCUGGAGGAGUCUAACUUGUUAGGGUGUCUUCUUGAAAGUAUCAUGUUCACCAUGGAAUAAACAGUAUUUUCCUAUAUAGUAAGCUGCAAGAAGUAUCUGGUCUUUUAUUAGUUUUGCAAAAAGUUUUUAAAAGCCAAGUUUAAGCAGACUGUUCUUACAAAAAAAAAUUAUCCUUCCUUUUCUUCAGCCUAUCUACACAACUGAAUAGAACAAUUCAGCGACAACCAUCAAAAUCUAGCACAUGGCUACUACAUGUGUUAUGUUACCUGUAACAACUGCUGUAGAGACUAAUUUAUAUUCAACAUUUGUGAUCCAUUAUUCAGAACUUAAUUUAGUAUCCUAUAUGCAAAUCGCUAUGCAAUUUUAAAUUUGUUUCAAAUGAAGUAGCUAUGCUCUGAAGUUAAUAAUUAAAUCAAUCAUCAAAUGAAAAACACCUUUUCUCCAAUUUGCCUGAACAGAUUAGAAGAAAGUGUUUAUAUUAUAAUAAUUAGCUAUAUGAUUGCCUCAACUUUCUCUUUCAAUGUUUAGAUACAGUCAAAGUGAAAUAGGUCCAGAAAGUCUUUGGAUAAUUUAUUCAAUAUUAAAAAGUCUAACACUUAGAAAGCCAACUUCCUCUUCCCUGUGUUACUUCAAAAUCCCUUUGAAGUGACCAUUCUGAACUUUAUCUGUAUUAAGAAUUUAUUUUCUACUUUAAAUGGAAAAAUCCUACAGAAAAGAAAAAGUACGGACCAUGUGUGCUACUUAUGUGAUCUUAUAUGCACAUGGGUAAUUAAAAUAGUUGAGUAGAUCUAUUUCAGAUACUUUAAGUGAAUUGCCAUUAAUCUGAGGAUUAAGUCCUGUGAAUAGGACGUUAUCAUUGAAACCAGCUGGUCAGUUUGAUUUUGUGUUUUUGGGAACUGUUUCAGGUCAGUGACCUUUUACAUUCUAUAUACCACUUUUUAAAAUUGAAUAAUGGACACAUCAUUUUGUAAGCAACUUACAUCUCAGAUUAUUUUUUUUUUGCCUUCCUGUCACUAUAAAUGGGAGAAUCAGAGCUAUAAUGAGACAAACCAUGUUUGUUUUAUAUAGUUUUGUUCUUAUCAACCUGCAAUUAUGUGUAGUAUUUAGUUGUGCUGAAUAUUUUGGGUUACUAUAGUGUGAAAGCCUUACAAAAUAUGUGCAAAUGUUCCUUCAGUUUUAAUACCUCAAACUGUUUUUGUUUUGUUUUGUUUUGUUUUGGCACUUCAGGGUUAGUUAGGUCUGAUGACAUGUAAA
Messenger RNA from Mustela erminea (ermine), 4538 nucleotides. RefSeq names its product zona pellucida like domain containing 1 (gene ZPLD1). The record is from RefSeq and is a predicted model, not a curated record. Bases 958 to 2205 code for a protein of 415 amino acids. Gene Ontology annotation, cellular component: cell surface. The transcript has 19 exons. NCBI's taxonomy places the organism in Eukaryota, Metazoa, Chordata, Mammalia, Carnivora, Mustelidae.